AUGAACGAAGACCAAUGCCUGUCAUUAUCGGUGCGAUCGCAUUUUGGUGAGGAUGAGGCGUGUUACAUUAUGGAUGCUAAGGUUCAAGGCAACAUCGGCAGAUAUCUCAAUCACUCCUGCUGUCCCAACGUCUUCGUGCAAAACGUUUUUGUGGACACCCACGACCCACGCUUCCCCUGGGUAGCUUUCUUCGCCCUGUCCAACAUACGAGCGGGUACAGAGCUAACGUGGAACUAUAAUUACGACGUAGGUUCGGUGCCCGGCAAGGUGCUAUAUUGCUUCUGCGGGGCGCCUAAUUGUAGAGGACGACUAUUGUAAAUUGGACAAGGUUAGAAUUUGAAAUAGUGUUGGAUUUUGACUUUUGACAUUUUGCGUUGUACUUUUUUAGACUUGUAUUGUUUACAAUAUCGUCGCCUUACUUCUCAAACUCGUAUCUUAAAGCACAAAGUUACUGAAAUGCGAAAAAUGGAUUGUAUAUACAAAUUUUGCAGGCUGGCACACACUGGCUUUGACCUAUUCUUAGGGUCGUAUUCUAGAACUCUACUCAACACUGGAAAUA
Hyposmocoma kahamanoa is the source of this 559-nucleotide messenger RNA. Its product is annotated as histone-lysine N-methyltransferase eggless-like. Gene Ontology annotation, biological process: heterochromatin organization; negative regulation of gene expression. Gene Ontology annotation, molecular function: protein binding; histone H3K9 methyltransferase activity. Bases 1 to 318 code for a protein of 105 amino acids. Gene Ontology annotation, cellular component: nucleus. The transcript is spliced from 4 exons. NCBI's taxonomy places the organism in Eukaryota, Metazoa, Arthropoda, Insecta, Lepidoptera, Cosmopterigidae. The record is from RefSeq and is a predicted model, not a curated record.